Molecule: messenger RNA, 5913 nt
Organism: Paramecium octaurelia
Lineage: Eukaryota; Ciliophora; Oligohymenophorea; Peniculida; Parameciidae
Source: the annotation of a GenBank genome assembly
AUGAAAUAAUUAUCUAAAAUAUUCCAAUCGCGCGAAUUAAUCAUUCUUUAGAAUAUAAUUUCAAAUAUUCAGAAAUCAUAAUUAAUUCGAAACUUUUUUCGAUUGAACAUUAAAAUGAGUCAUUUUGAUUAAUUACCAUAAAUCUAAAGAUAAAAAGAGGAAUCACUUAAUAUUUAGAACUUUAUUUUAAAGAAUAGUCUUCGAGGAGGAGGUUGUGCUUGUUGUAAUUGCUAAAAAAUGGUCGUCAGAGGCAGAGUUAGUAAUUACUAAUAACUUCCUGAGAAUUAAUAACCAAGGACUUUGAAUGUUGAAGAAGUCAAAGUGAAGGUAAUAGAAGCUAUUCAUUAGAAUGACUAAUUACAAUAAUUUAUACCCUUAAUAAAAAAUUUCGAUAAUAAUUGUGUCAUUUUUACAUACUAAACAAUAUCGAUUUAUUUUGAAUUGAUGAGGAAAUAGGAAUUUCUAAAAAUAUAGAAAAAUCAACUCAUUCAAAUAAAUAGAUCUAUUUUAUCAAUAUCUUAGGAUCCUGAAUGGUUUAAAAUAAUGUUUAAAUUUUAUUUCGAGUUGUUAAAACAAGCAAAUGAAUACAGACCGGAAACUAAUAUUGAAAAAUAUAAGCUACUAAGUGAUUUCAGUAAAUAAGAAUAAUACGAUAAUAAUUAAUGGGAGGAAUUAAAAAAACAAAAGGGUAAGUUUAGCCCUUAUGAAACUUUUUAUUUCUAUCAAAUGUCGCUGAAUAAAUUAAUCUAACCUAACAGUUUUGGUAUCUCUUUGGACAAAUUUGUUAAUGAUUUUAUUAAAAAUUAAGAUUAAGAGAAAUAGAUAAAGAUCUAUCAAAUUUUUAUUGCAGCAUAACUUAAUUUGGUAUAUGUGUUGGGUUUAACAAAAAAAUAUAAUUAAUUAAAAAACUUUAUAAAAACAGUUUAUGAAGUAAAACAGAUAUUUACUUAAGAUGAUGAAUAUUUUUUGAAUUCGAUCAUAAAAUAAUAAGACAUAAGUUAUAAAGAAAUUUAGAUUUGGUUAUCAUAUCACUUUCUUAUUCUAGAACAUACUGAAAACGUUAAUAAGAGUAUUUAAGAUUAAAUUAAACAAUUUUUUGACAAUCACAAAGUUUAUUAAUCUCCUGACUCUGUACAGAAGUUGAAGUCAUUGAGAACAAGAUGGAAUUUAAAUAAUAAUUAAUAAUAAGUAAUUGAAUCUUUUGUAAAUAUACCUAAUGAUAGUUCAAUAUAGUAAUUUAAUUAUAAAGACUAAUUGGAUAUUGUUCGAAAAAAAAAAAAAGAAUUAAUUUUAGAAUAGAAGGUUGAUUAUAUAACUCCUUUAAUUAAUAUCAAAACAUCUUCAUCGAAUUUAAAGUAUAUUUUUGAUGAAGAGAUAAUAAAAAAUCUGUUCUCAACGAAUUAAGAGGAUAUAUAUUGGAUUUUUGGGAAAGUUAAGUCUGGUAAAACAACUCUAACAAUGACAAUAAUAGAUUAUUUAUGGAAAAAAACUGAUUGGAUCCCAAUUUAUUUCGAUUUAACUGAUAUUGAAUAGAGGAAUGGGAAUCUUUCUGAACUUUUAAAAAUAACUCUAAGAUUAGAACCAUUUCACUUGAUAGAGUAAUAAAUUUAAGACUUUUUAAAUGCAGAUUAAAAAUUAAUCAUCUUUUUAGAUUAUUAUGAUUAAUUGAGCUUUGGGUUUAGAAAAAAAAACAUAAUGAAAAUGCUUGGUUGUGAAGUUAAAAAGGAAAAUUAAAAAGUCGUUUUAAUUACUAGAGAAUAGGUGUAAGACCUGCCAGCUUAUCAACCCUUAAUUUAAAGAAUGAUUCAAAUUGAAUUAAAAGAAUUCAAUGAAAAAUAAAAGAAAGAAUAUAUUGAAAAAUGUAUUGGACAUCUGAUGGAUGAAAAUAUUGACAGAAAUUAGAUUAAUAUUAAUGUGUAGUAAAUGAUUAGCAUCGAUUUUAAUGAUGGCUAAAUGUUGAUCCACGAUGAACAUAUUAGGCAGUUUAAAUUGUAAUUAACUCAGGAGAAUUACUAAUCCAAAAAAAAUAUUUAAAAAAAGUUACUUAACAUGAUAUAAUUAAACUUUAUGAUGAAGAACAUAUUUGUACCUUGUUUUUCCUUUCAUUAUUAGUUCAAAUUGUUGCUUAAAUUAAUUACUUCGAAGAACUCUUAAAAUUCUCCUUAAAGAUUCUAAGAAUACAAUACAUCAAAGAAUUUAAUUGCUCAUUAUCAAGAACAACAGAAAAAAUAAUUUAAAUAGCUAUUAAAUAGUAUUAGUAGUUCCUCAUCUGACAUAAAUUCGCCUUCUUCCAAAAAUGAAGAACCAAUUGAGAUUGAUAAAAUUUUAGAUUCUAUAAUGACAAAAAGUAAUCAGAAAUAUAGAUUACAACAGGGGGAUAUGUUAAUAAAAUAGAUUUUGAAUCCUAAACUUACAAAAUUUGAAUAUAUUAAUUCUCUUAUUGAUUAAUAUAUCGAAGAUUAUUUAAUAGUAUGGGAACGUUUGUGUUUACCAUUAAACAUAAAUAUGGAAAAAGUAAGAGAGUUUUAAACCAAUCUGGCAUUACCAAACUAAUAAAAUGGAAGCAACGAAUCAGGCAAAUAAAAUAAAACAAUAAAAAUAAUAAAAAGAUGUUGUCUAUUAAAAUCAGAUGGAGAAAAAAAAAUAUUCUUAGACAAAGUAUUCAAAGAUUUUUUUAUUGCAAAUUUCGUAUUUAUUAAAAUUAGUGAAUUUCAAAAAGAUAAAUCAAAAGAGAAACUUGGCAAAUUUAAUAAUUUUAAUUUAUGUUAAAAUGAUUAUACUGAAACAGUAGCUUUACUUUCAGAUUAGCUCUUAACGAUAAAUAAAAUUAAGGAUGUUCUUAUUUAAUUAAUCAAAUUAUCCACAGAAGAAAGUUUCAUUAAAACAUCAUCCAAUAGUAUGUAUCUUUUAUCAAUACUGAAAUUAAAUUUAGAAGGAGAAGAUUUAAGUAAAAUUCACAUAUCUGAUAUAAAUAUAACAGGGUUGAGCUUUUAUUUAGCAAAUUUAUGUAAUUCACAUUGGAAAAAUGUUGAUAUAAGUUUUUGUAAUUUCAAUUCAACAGACUUAACAGGAGCAAAAUUGGAACAAAUAAUUGGAAUUAUAGAAACUUAAAAUAGCGGAUAAUUGUAGAUAAAGUAGAAGGAAAAUACUAAAAUUAUAGGAGUUUUAGAUCCUCGUUCUAUUUAGAAAAAUACAUAAUUAAUUGGAAGUUAAGAUUUAAAAAGUGUCUUUAACAACACUUAAUAUAUUAGCUUUUAAAGAGAAGAUUCACAACUUUAAGAUUCAUCUGAAAAAAAUCAUUCAAUAUAAAACUCAGAAAUUUAAAUUAUAAAUGAUAAGAAUGAAGUUAUAAAGAUAUUAAAACCUGAAUAACAUUGUAGUUCAUUUUGUUUUUUUGCAUAAAAAAAAAAUAAAUUAGUCUGCUCAUUAUCAAAAGAUGGGAUUAAAUAUAAGAUAAAUAUUUGGAACUAUGAUAAAAAUGAUAAUAAUCUUAAAGAAAUAGAAGAUGAAUUUGAUAUUAUUACUAAAAUGGCCACUAAAUAUAUAAAUGAUAAGAGUAAUAUUUUAGUAUUAUUACUUAAUUACACUAAAAUUAUGCUAUAUGAUCUGAGUUAAAAAUAAGACUAUUCAUACUUUCUAUGCAAUCCCAAAGAAUCCUAGGGUGAUAAUUUUACUGUGUCCAAUUGCCAUUAAUUAUUGGCAGUAAGCUCUGGAGAUGUAAUUAAAAUCUACGAUUGGUAAAUGAUUUAGGUUUUCGAAUUUUCAUCGAGAAAUGAUUGGAGGAGAUUAGUAAUAUGUAAAAACAAAUAAGGCACCGAUAUUUUUUAUUCAAAAAUUGAAAAUGCUCUAUAUUCUCCUGAUGGGUAAAAUAUCGUCAUAUAAUCCUAAAGCAAAACAGAAUUCUAUUAAAUCAAUACUGAUACAACUUUUAUUGAAUUAGAGAAGGUCAAAAGUUUGGUUUUCUCAAAUAACUACUUUGUCACAAGUUCUGAUUAAGGUAUUAAAAUAUAUAGUUUUCCAGAAUAUGAGUAUAUAGAUUGGCUACCAUUCAAAGCAUAAUUAUUAAUAUUCUCUUAUAAAUAAGAUUAGAAUUUGGCGAUAAUAAGUCAUUGCAAUUACAAUUUUAUUUACCGAUUGGAAAAUAUUGAAAAAAUACCUCAAAAAAUUGAUGUUUUCAAUUACAAAUUUGAUAAUUCUUCACUUAUAAUUGCUGUUUCGCCAAAUAAGAAAUAAAUGAUAAUAGCAUAAAAUGGAUUAAUCUUCUUUGUUAAAAAUAUGGUUUAUAAAGACAAAAUAAUGGAAUAUUAAGAUGAAAUGAUUCUAUCAAUGUGUUUUGCUUAAAAGGAAAAUCAUUUUGCUAUUAGAAGCAAAAAGAACAAAUUACAUAUCUUUAGAGUGAUAAAUUUUGAAACUUUAAAACCAAUAGCAGUAUGGGAAGAAGAAAAUUAAACUGAAGAUCAAGAGUUUUCCAAUUAAAUAUAAUGUUUACUGAUUUAAAGUAGAAGAUAUGUAAUUUCAAAUCAAAAUAAUCAACUAGUCCUUUAAGAUGUGACUGAAUGUUUUGAGAAUUAACAAUAGAAUUAGGAUUGUAAGAUAAAAAAAACUCCGAUUAUAUUAAAACCAAUUCACAAAGAAGACGGAAAUUCAAAAUAAUAGCUACAAUAAAAUAGCACUGUGAAUUUUGAUUAAUAAGCUUUGGAUAAACAGAUUGAAUCAAUGUUAUGUUUCAAUUUCUCAAUUUCUUAGGACUAAAAUUAUAUUGCUGCACGUUUUUCUCUAGAAAAUAAAAAAUUUUCUACUAUUAUUAUUAUUUGGAAAUAUAUUGAUAACUCAACAUGUAAAUAUGAAUAUGAGCAAAAAUUUUAUCAUAAUGAAAGGACAAAUUUAUAUUUUUUGGAGUAUGAAAAUCUAUUACUUUUGAUUUUCAAGGAAUAAAAAUAAACGUGUAUUCAGGUCUUUUCUAUUGAAAAUAAAAAUUAUAUAAAACACUGUGAAUAAAAAUCUGACUAAGAUAUCUAAUCUAUAGCAUUUUCUUCUGAUAAACAGCAAUUUUAUACUAUGCAUUCUCCUACGAGCUUUUCUCUUUAUUUCAUCACAAAAGAGUAACUAGAAUAGAAAUACUAUUUUGAAGAAACUGAAAUACCAAUUUAUUUUAGUUUAUAUGGAACUGAUGUAAUUUAUAUGUGCUAGCAAAGUAUUUUUAUUAGAAAUGUUGAUGAUAUUAUUGAUAGAAUCAAGCAUUUCUAUUCGAACAGUGUAAAAUUAAAUUAUGAUGAAAAAAUAGGUAUCUGCUUUUCGGAUAAUAUCACUUAUUUUAAUCACAAUGAAUAAAAGAUUUAUUAAUAUUCUAAAAAUCAACUUAAUAAAAUCUCUUUGGACCAAUAAGAAAUGUCUAUUAAUUGCUCACAAUUUUCUUAAGACGAGCAGAUUUUGAUAAUUAUUACAUCAAAUGAAGGAACUCAAUAAUAAUUAAGAAUUCUUUUUAAGAUUGAAAAUAACUAUAUUUAAUAAAACGAGAUACUUAAACCUGAUAACAUUAUUUAUUCCUGUAAGUUUGUAACAAAUAAUUCAUUUUUAGUUCUCUCAUAAAAUAUCCAGAUUUAUGAUAUAUCUGAUUGUAAAUUAAGUGUCCAAUAAUAAAUAAAUUUGCCAGGAUUAUACAUAAAAUCAAUAAAUUUUCAUCCAAAUAAAAAGGAUUUUCUUACAAUAAACGAGAGUGGUUAAAUCUAACUUUAUAAUUUGAUUUAGAGUGAAAAAUGUAAGUAUAAGUUAUAUAAAACACUCCCAGAAAAUUAGCUAGUUUAAGCUCAAGAUUGUGUUAUAUCUAAUUUAAAUGCUAGCAAGACCACCAUAUAACAAUUGAAAGAAUUAGGAGCAAUAGAUCCUGGGAAUACCAUCUAAUAGACGUCUUGA